This is a messenger RNA of Myotis davidii, 687 nucleotides long. RefSeq names its product stimulated by retinoic acid 13 (gene CENPX). The coding region runs from base 246 to 593 and encodes 115 amino acids. NCBI's taxonomy places the organism in Eukaryota, Metazoa, Chordata, Mammalia, Chiroptera, Vespertilionidae. The transcript has 5 exons. Gene Ontology annotation, cellular component: Fanconi anaemia nuclear complex; FANCM-MHF complex. Gene Ontology annotation, molecular function: protein heterodimerization activity. The record is from RefSeq and is a predicted model, not a curated record. Gene Ontology annotation, biological process: replication fork processing; DNA repair; resolution of meiotic recombination intermediates.
CCCCAGACUUCGCGCCGCGCACUGCGCGGCCCCCGCGGCGCCUCAGUAUCCAGGAAGAGCAGGGUGCGCCGGAACGGCUGGAGGAACUACAACUCCCAAAAGGCUUUGCGGAGAAAAGGUGCUCAUCACUAGCCAAUGAGGGAGAAGUGGCGGGCGCGCGCUGGGACGCCAGCCCGAAGUCGAGGCAACGCGCUCCGAGCCAAUGGGAGGGGACGAGGGCGGGGCUUAGGAGGACGCGCUCAGGUAUGAUUGGCUGGAUGCGUGCAGGUGGAGCUAAAGUGAGGCGCCCUUAUAGCUCAUUGGCUGGGAGCGCGGGGGCGGGGCUCCGAGGAGCGCACGCGACGGUGGCGGUCAUGGAGGGAACCAGCGCCUGCUUCCGGAAGGAACUGGUGAGCAAGCUGCUGCACCUGCACUUCGAGGACGAGAGGACCAAAGUCAGCGGGGACGCGCUGCUGCUCCUCGCCGAGCUGCUCAAGGUAUUUGUCGUGGAGGCCACCGUCCGCAGCAUCAGGCAGGCCCAGGCGGAGGACCUGCCCACUGUGGACGUGGAACAGCUGGAGAAGGUGCUGCCGCAGCUGCUUCUGGACUUCUAGGGGCUCCCACCCGCACGGAGGCCACCUGUCCGGCUCCGACCAGCCCAGCGCCCAUGUCUUCUGUGGCCUCUGGCUUCAGACGGGAAGGGCCCGG